Messenger RNA from Xiphophorus maculatus (southern platyfish), 1761 nucleotides. It is a transcript of the gene cidec, whose product is annotated as cell death activator CIDE-3. NCBI's taxonomy places the organism in Eukaryota, Metazoa, Chordata, Actinopteri, Cyprinodontiformes, Poeciliidae. The transcript has 6 exons. Bases 196 to 942 code for a protein of 248 amino acids. The record is from RefSeq and is a predicted model, not a curated record. Gene Ontology annotation, biological process: regulation of apoptotic process; apoptotic process.
CCACCAGCUCAGCAGUCAUCAGCACAAAGUUCAGUGACGGAGUGUUGCAAGAAGGAGAGACAAGAGAACAGGGAGCGCAUCCGUGUUGGUGGUGGAAGAGUCUGAGCUUGGAUCGGUAUUGGAGGAAGAAGGCGUGAGGGUUUCCCUUGAGAGAAAACUGAGGACAGCUGCUGGGGAUUUGUCACGUUUUUCAAAAUGUCUGCAUCCGCUCACAUGGAUUAUGCCAUGAAGUCUCUCAGUCUUCUGACUCCAUCCUCCCUGUCAAAGGUUGUGACGUCCAGCGUCUCGGCCAGCGCCUCCAUGACCACCCAGCUGCUUUCGGGUCGAACGCUUCGACCAAAACCCUUUAGGGUAACGAAUGCGGACCGCAGCGUGAAGAAAGGAAUUAUGGCAGAGACGCUUCUAGACCUGAUGAGUAAGGUCAGCGACUCUUUCAGUCUGCAGUGUGUCAGCGCCUUGGUUCUGGACGAGGACGGCACUGGCGUGGAAACCGAGGAGUUCUUCCAAACGCUGCCGGAGAACACGGUUCUGAUGGUUCUGGAGAAGGGGCAAAAGUGGAGUCUACAUCCUAACAGCCCCUCCAGACUUCAGACCAUCGAGUGCCUACAGAAGCGCCGCACAGAUGUGGCCAAACUGACCUUCGACCUAUACAAAAACAACCCCAAGGAUUUCAUUGGCUGCCUUAAUGUGAAAGCGACGCUCUACGGCGCUUACACUGUGUCCUACGACCUGCGAUGCUACGCAGCCAAAAAGAUGCUCAAGGAGGCUCUGCGAUGGACCAUCUUCUCCAUGCAGGCCACAGGCCACAUCCUGCUGGGCUCCUCCUGCUACAUCGAGCAGCUGCUGGAGGAAGAGGAGCGUGCCGAGAAGAGGCUGGCGCUGCCGCAGGAGAGCCGGAUGCGGCAGCUUCAGAGCAUGCUGCUGGGGAAGAGCUCCUACUGAUGAUGAUGAUGAUGAUGCUCUGAAGUCGCAGGCAGACAUGCCAUCUCCUCCUUGAUUAGGUCACAGUGUAGAUUUCACACACUGAACAGAUCCGGUUAGAUUUGUCAUACCUUUAAAACGUCACCUUUUUUUUUUUUUUCUUUUUUUUUGCUGUUACAGUUUGUUCUAAAUAUUGUAGUUGACAAGUUGUUCUAUGAAUGCACUUUUUUUUUUUACUUCUGUGUGUAACUUGUUCCCACGGAAACGUGAUAAAUAAAAGCACCUUGUUUUAUCUCCGUGCCUGAUGGUGGAGCUGGGUGAGCUGUGGAGUGAGUUGCGCCGCGCUCUGGGAGCCCAUUAAUCUGACUUUAUGCGCCGUUCCAGAUCAUGGUCACCGUAAUUGGCAACAGGUUCGGCUGUCUCUCCCACGCUUCCCUAAUUGUCGCCCGGUCCGUACCGUCUUGUCAGCUGCAGCCUGCAGCUCCGCCUCAGAAAACCGGAGGAGGACGAAGGAAUACAGGGAACGACCAGCAGCUGCAGGAGGAGCAGGAGGAGGGUUGGGGGUGCUGGAUAAAACUGGGGAAGCAACAUUUUUCAAGAAGGUAGCAAAUGAAGCAGGACAGAUUUUCUCAAAAUUGGGUGUCUGCAUCCUGAAGAUAAAUGUCAGAUUCAUUAGUUUGUGUAAAUGUGGCACACGUUCAUGCCAACUGGUUUCUUUUUUUCCCAGCCUUAUCUGUAUUUUAAAACAAUUUUUCCUCUUUUUUUUUUUUUAUAUAUAUAUGGGGAAGAAUUGGUACUUAAAUGUAAAUGUGUGAAUUACAAUAAAUGCUGUGUAAAUUA